Pelobates cultripes (western spadefoot toad) is the source of this 11647-nucleotide messenger RNA. NCBI's taxonomy places the organism in Eukaryota, Metazoa, Chordata, Amphibia, Anura, Pelobatidae. The record is from the annotation of a GenBank genome assembly.
CGCAACCGUCCGCUCACCACAGUCUAGGUGCGCUCGCAGGAGUCACGUGACGAACCGUUGCUGUGGCUGACGUCACGGCUGCGCAAUCAGCGGCCGCCGGUUGCUAUGGGGCGGUCUGGUUGAGUCACAGCAGCUGCGACGGGUGUUGUGCCCAGAGAAGGCCGCGAGGAGGCGCCGGGGCCGCAGGCUGGGAGAGAGACCGGGGUGAAUGCACCAUGAGAAGAUGGCCGGGUGAGUGUGACCGGGGGGGCGGUAUGGGCCAACAUUGGGGGAGGCCGGCCUGGGGACCAUGGGCUGCUGAGAUCGGGGGGCGGCUCCUCGCAGGGGCCCUUCACUGUCACCAGGGGCCCUUCUCUGUCUGUCUGUGGGAGAUCAACAGGGGCCCUUCUCUGUUUGUGGGAGAUCACCAGGGGCCCUUCUCUGUUUGUGGGAGAUCACCAGGGGCCCUUCUCUGUCUGUCUGUGGGAGAUCACCAGGGGCCCUUCUCUGUCUGUCUGUGGGAGAUCACCAGGGGCCCUUCUCUGUCUGUAUGUGGGAGAUCACCAGGGGCCCUUCUCUGUCUGUGGGAGAUCACCAGGGGCCCUUCUCUGUCUUCUCUGUCUGUCUGUGGGAGAUCACCAGGGGCCCUUCUCUGUCUGUCUGUAGGAGAUCACCAGGGGUCCUUCUCUGUCUGUCUGUAGGAGAUCACCAGGGGCCCUUCUCUGUCUGUCUGUAGGAGAUCACCAGGGGCCCUUCUCUGUCUGUGGGAGAUCACCAGGGGCCCUUCUCUGUCUCUGUCUGUGUAGGAGAUCACCAGGGGCCCUUCUCUGUCUGUGGGAGAUCACCAGGGGCCCUUCUCUGUCUGUCUGUGGGAGAUCACCAGGGGCCCUUCUCUGUCUGUCUGUAGGAGAUCACCAGGGGCCCUUCUCUGUCUGUGGGAGAUCACCAGGUGCCCUUCUCUGUCUGUCUGUAGGAGAUCACCAAGGGCCCUUCUCUGUCUGUCUGUAGGAGAUCACCAGGGGCCCUUCUCUGUCUGUGGGAGAUCACCAGGGGCCCUUCUCUGUCUGUGGGAGAUCACCAGGGGCCCUUCUCUGUCUGUCUGUGGGAGAUCACCAGGGGCCCUUCUCUGUCUGUCUGUGGGAGAUCACCAGGGGCCCUUCUCUGUCUGUAUGUGGGAGAUCACCAGGGGCCCUUCUCUGUCUGUGGGAGAUCACCAGGGGCCCUUCUCUGUCUGUCUGUGGGAGAUCACCAGGGGCCCUUCUCUGUCUGUCUGUAGGAGAUCACCAGGGGUCCUUCUCUGUCUGUCUGUAGGAGAUCACCAGGGGCCCUUCUCUGUCUGUCUGUAGGAGAUCACCAGGGGCCCUUCUCUGUCUGUGGGAGAUCACCAGGGGCCUUUCUCUGUCUGUGGGAGAUCACCAGGUGCCCUUCUCUGUCUGUGGGAGAUCACCAGGUGCCCUUCUCUGUCUGUCUGUGGGAGAUCACCAGGUGCCCUUCUCUGUCUGUCUGUGGGAGAUCACCAGGGGCCCUUCUCUGUCUGUUUGUAGGACAUCACCAGGGGCCCUUCUCUGUCUGUGGGAGAUCACCAGGGGCCUUUCUCUGUCUGUGGGAGAUCACCAGGGGCCCUUCUCUGUCUGUCUGUAGGAGAUCACCAGGGGCCCUUCUCUGUCUGUCUGUGGGAGAUCACCAGGUGCCCUUCUCUGUCUGUCUGUGGGAGAUCACCAGGUGCCCUUCUCUGUGGGAGAUCACCUGUCUGUGGGAGAUCACCAGGGGCCCUUCUCUGUCUGUCUGUGGGAGAUCACCAGGGGCCCUUCUCUGUCUGUUUGUAGGACAUCACCAGGGGCCCUUCUCUGUCUGUGGGAGAUCACCAGGGGCCUUUCUCUGUCUGUGGGAGAUCACCAGGGGCCCUUCUCUGUCUGUCUGUAGGAGAUCACCAGGGGCCCUUCUCUGUCUGUCUGUGGGAGAUCACCAGGUGCCCUUCUCUGUCUGUCUGUGGGAGAUCACCAGGUGCCCUUCUCUGUCUGUCUGUGGGAGAUCACCAAGGGCCCUUCUCUGUCUGUCUGUAGGAGAUCACCAGGGGCCCUUCUCUGUCUGUCUGUGGGAGAUCACCAUGGGCCCUACUCUGUCUUUCUGUAGGAGAUCACCAGGGGCCCUUCUCUGUCUGUGGGAGAUCACCAGGGGCCUUCUCUGUCUGUCUGUGGGAGAUCACCACUUUCUGUCUGUGGGAGAUCACCAGGUGCCCUUCUCUGUCUGUCUGUGGGAGAUCACCAGGUGCCCUUCUCUGUCUGUCUGUGGGAGAUCACCAGGGGCCCUUCUCUGUCUGUCUGUAGGAGAUCACCAGGGGCCCUUCUCUGUCUGUCUGUAGGAGAUCACCAGGGGCCCUUCUCUGUCUGUCUGUGGGAGAUCACCAGGUGCCCUUCUCUGUCUGUCUGUGGGAGAUCACCAGGUGCCCUUCUCUGUCUGUCUGUGGGAGAUCACCAGGGGCCCUUCUCUGUCUGUUUGUAGGACAUCACCAGGGGCCCUUCUCUGUCUGUGGGAGAUCACCAGGGGCCUUUCUCUGUCUGUGGGAGAUCACCAGGGGCCCUUCUCUGUCUGUCUGUAGGAGAUCACCAGGGGCCCUUCUCUGUCUGUCUGUGGGAGAUCACCAGGUGCCCUUCUCUGUCUGUCUGUGGGAGAUCACCAGGGGCCCUUCUCUGUCUGUCUGUGGGAGAUCACCAUGGGCCCUACUCUGUCUUUCUGUAGGAGAUCACCAGGGGCCCUUCUCUGUCUGUGGGAGAUCACCAGGGGCCCUUCUCUGUCUGUCUGUGGGAGAUCACCAGGGGCCCUUCUCUGUCUGUCUGUAGGAGAUCACCAGGGGUCCUUCUCUGUCUGUCUGUAGGAGAUCACCAGGGGCCCUUCUCUGUCUGUCUGUAGGAGAUCACCAGGGGCCCUUCUCUGUCUGUGGGAGAUCACCAGGUGCCCUUCUCUGUCUGUCUGUAGGAGAUCACCAAGGGCCCUUCUCUGUCUGUCUGUAGGAGAUCACCAAGGGCCCUUCUCUGUCUGUCUGUAGGAGAUCACCAGGGGCCCUUCUCUGUCUGUCUGUAGGAGAUCACCAGGGGCCCUUCUCUGUCUGUGGGAGAUCACCAGGGGCCUUUCUCUGUCUGUGGGAGAUCACCAGGUGCCCUUCUCUGUCUGUGGGAGAUCACCAGGGGCUCUUCUCUGUCUGUUUGUAGGAGAUCAGCAGGUGCCCUUCUCUGUCUGUCUGUGGGAGAUCACCAAGGGGCCCUUCUCUGUCUGUCUGUGGGAGAUCACCAGGGGCCCUUGUCUGUCUGUAUGUAGUCAAUAGAUUAUCCUGUCUGUUGGUGGUCACUGGGGUCUUUUGUCUGCCUGUAAUUGGUCAUUAGGGUUUCUUGUCUACUUGUAGGUGUUGAACAAGGUGCCUGGUCUGCCUAUAGGUGGUCACCACAGUCCCUUGACUGCUGAGACUUGUUUUUGUAAUGAAUUUCAUAGUUCAUAUCUGAGAUUUUUAUUGCUGAAUAUAAAACAAACGUUGGGUUAGUUAAUUUAAAUACAAUAAAAAUGCAAUGUAAAUAUAUUUGAUGGCUUCACUCGUGAAUAAAUUAAAAUUCCUGUUUAGGCAUCUAUGAACUACAAUGGCAAUGAUGCAAAACACAGGCUGUAAUAAUCUUCCUUAUAGCAUGCAAGUGUAAGAACUAUCCUGUUAUAGACUUUCAUUAUGUUUUACAAUCAUUUGUACAUGGAAAAUAAUAAUGAAAUAAAUUUUGAGAGAUCAGUUUAGUAUUGAAAAUUCUGUUGCAUGUCAAACCAACACAAGGAUUUGAAGUAUUUAAUUUACUGAAAGUAACAACGUGGACAUGCGCUGCUCCUAUACCUUUUCAUUUUGCUUCAUACUGGCAGGUGGGAGUAUAAUUAGCUAGUACUAGAUUAUUUGCUGCUGUGCUUUUUGUCUUGGGUGACGAAGAUCUUAAUUCAGUUUCGUUUCUCAUAUCUUCUUUCGAUCAUACAUGCUAACACACUCAAUUUUUAUGAGUUGUGCCAUGCUGUCUUCUGUCUAAAACGGGAUCUGACAAAUUUUGAGAAAAUGCAGGCACCAGACAGGUAUUUAUAUGAGCAGUAAAAUACACACAGCCUUACUGAGUGCUUAUAUAGUGGAAGAAAGUGAAAUGAGCUUGUGACUCAAACCAGGUUUCUUGUUUGAGUCAGAAUGCGAAGACACAUAAGAUCUGUGGUAAACCAGCAAACUGGCUUUAAUGUUUGGGUAAUGCAGAGAAUGUGUAUGUGUAGGAGAAGAGAGUAAAAUGAAGAGGUUGUGAGAUUUGAGGAUAAAGGGGGAGCAGAGACGUUGUACUCUGUAACUGAACUAACACAGCCAAGUGUCCAGGGGAAAGAGGCCAAGGAAGAAUAUUAGGCAAAUCAUCCUUACACAGCAUGAUACUGUUUGUGUCGUUGAUCUGUGGUGCUAGGCCAGACCUGAGGGACAAGGUAUAGUCCUAAACGCUGGAGGAGGUGUAAAAGAGGAUUUUUAUAUAUAUAUAUAUAUAUAUAUAUAUAUAUAUAUAUAUAUAUAUAUAUAUAUAUAUAUAUAUAUAUAAUAUAUAUAUGCACUCUGCAAGUAAGCUUAUUACAGUCUGAGUUUUGUAUUGUUGCCAUUGUAAUCCAUAGAUGACUUAACGUUAAUUGUUAUUUAUUCAUGAGUGAAGUCAUCAGAUAUAUUUCAUAUAAUUUUUGUGUUUUAAAGGAAUUAACACAAAGAUUGUUUUAUAAGCAGCAUUAAAAAUCUCAACUAUGAAACUUGUUACAAAAACAAAUCCAUGCAGACUUUCAAUUCAAAUACAGAUAGACACACACACACACUGAUCAGUCACAACAUUAAAGCCACUGACAGGUAAAGUCAAUAACAUGGAUAUAUAUAUAUAUAUAUAAUUUUUUUUUUUAAACAAAGCUUUAUGCCAAAAAUACAAUUACAAUUCCCAAAGAGACACUAUAGUCACCAGACCCACUACAGCUUAUGUCCCGGCAGGCUUUUCAGUACAUUGCUGCCCAGUAACACCGAGUGGAAGUCACUCAGUCAGCCACUACAGGUUCUUCCUGAUAAAGUUCAGCAUAGAAACACAGUGUUUUGCAGCACAUAUGCAAUAUUCUCCCAGUGCUUUCCGAUUUAUCUCGGCCAUGGAGGUGGUGCCAAUCGCGGCAAGACCGGCACUAUGUGGGAAUGAUGCUGAGUAAAAACACUUUUUCCUUGUGGUCGGAGGGGGCCAGUAACCUAAACAAAUAUACACGCACUCGCUUGCAGACAAACAUUCACCAUUUUUAUUUAUUUUUGAAUGUACUUAUAUAUUUUUUAAAUUUACCUCUAACUGGAUCAGAGCAGCCCCAAAAUGGCAAGUCUUAUUGGGUUUUCCAGGUAUACAGUGGUUAGCACCUACCACAAGUGUAGCAAGGAAGGGCCACCGGUGAACCAGUGUCAGAGUCAUGGGUGCACAUUGAUGAUUAGCCCACCUGGUCAGUUUAUAUUUUAUACAGAAGAGCUUUUGUAGCUCAAAUUGCUGAAAAGCUUAAUGCUGACCAUCAUAGAAAGGUAUCAACACACAGUGUAUCACAGUUUGCUGCAUCUGGGGCCCAAUGUUAAAGGACCACUUUAGGCACCCCGACCACUUCAGCUCAGUGAAGUGAUCUGGGUGCCAGGUCCAUUUAGGGUUAACCCUGCCUGCUGUAAACAUAGCAGUUUCAGAGAAACCGUUAUGUUUACAUUAGUGUUAAUCCAGCCUCUAGUGGCUGUCUCAUUGACAGCCGCUAGAGGCGCUUCCGCGCUUCUCACUGUGAUUUUCACAGUGAGAAGACGUCAGCGUCCAUAGGAAAGCAUUGAGAUUGCUUUCCUAUGGACUUACUGAAUGCGUGCGCAGCUCUUGCUGCGCAUUCGGCAGAAGAGGGAGGAGAGUCCCCAGCACUGGAGACAGGUAAGCGUUUAACCCCUUCCUCCCCCUAGAGCCCGGCAGGAGGGGUACCCUGAGGGUGGGGGGGACCUGUUAACACUAUAGCGUUUUCCUGGCACUAUAGUGGUCCUUUAAUCCGAUUGAACAUCGGUGUGAUGUGCUGGACCAACAAAUCCGAUCCAUGCAAGCUCCACAACACAAGUUGCUGGAGUUAAAGGAUCUGCAGCUAAUAUCUUGGUGCCAGAUACCACAGGACAUGUUCAGAAGUCUUGUGGAAUCCAUGCCUCGACACAUCAGAGCUGUUUUGGCAGCACCAGGGGGACCUACAUGAUAAUUUGGUUUUAAUGUUGUGACCUUAAAGGAGCACUAUAGUCACCAGAACCAUUACAGCAUGAUAUAGUGGUUCUUGUGUCUUAGCAUGUCCCUGCAAUGUUGGCAUUGUAAACACUGCCUUUUCGGAGAAAAUUGAUAGCUAGUAACACCUCUAGUGGCAGUCACUCAGAUGGAUACUAAAGGUGCUUCCUAGUCCAGUGCUACUCUUCAUCGAGACGCUGAACUUUUCACAUAGAGAUGCAUUAAUGUACGCAUCUCUAUGUAGAGAUAAUGAUUGGUGCAGUGUGGCAUUUUACUGCGCAUGUGCAGUAUCCUCCCAAUGCUUUCCUAUGAGAAAGCAUUGGAUUGGCUGAGAUCAUCAAGAUUGUUGAUCUCAGCCAUGGAGUUUAAGCCAGCUGCGGUGAGACAGAUGCAACGUGGGAGAAAAGGUUCAUGAAAUCACCUUUAAUCUCCACAGAGAGGGGGCCAGUCACUUAAACAACCACUUCAGCACUAUGGUGUCAGGAAUACGUUUGUAUUCCCAACACUAUAGUGUUCCUUUAACCCCUUAAGGACACAUGACGUGUGACAUGUCAUGAUUCCCUUUUAUUCCAGAAGUUUGGUCCUUAAGGGGUUAAGGUCUGUCUAUUUCCUUCUUGAGUUAUACAAUUGCUUAAAUGGUCCCCAUUCAGAGGAAACCACUGUAUAUAUUUUUACUUCACGUGACGGCUGUAUGGACAUUGCACAUUAUUCAUACUGAAAUGUUAAUAUGAAUUCACUGAUGGUAACUGUGGCACCCCAGAUGCUUAAGUACCUUUCUAAUUUCUAAACAUACAGAGUUACAGAUACCAUAACUGUUUGAAUUUAAUUGUGCGCCUUGUAUCUCUGGUAUAAACAAUGUCAUGGACCUUCGCCAGUGAGUCUUUAUUUGGGCUGCUUAAUGCUGGUGGUUGUAUAUUUGUACACUAAAUUACUGUCACUCCACAUUUGUGAAUAGAUGUUAGCCUUCACAGCCAUAUUAACAUUCUAUAUCCUAGAAACUUACUUUGAUCAUAUUCUUUUGCCCACAGAUCUUAGACUUACAAGAUGCCCACUGGAUGCAUGUGGCACCAUCAUCGAUCAUUCUUGCCUGACAUCCAUGAAGCCUAUAGAAAUUUAUAAACGUCUCACUGACAGCAGGAAGUAACAUGAAGCCUGCACAUGAAAGAAGUCAGGAAUGUCUUCCGCCAAAGAAACGGGAGCUCUUGCAGAACAGUGUGAGUAUGGAAGAGCCACCCCGGGUAGAAACUACAUCAACCAAUGACACCCCCUCUACUGAUGCAUCAGCUUGGCCCAGAGGAGUGCUGGUAGCAGCAGGGCAAGGACAUGGGGUUAGAUACGAAGUGGCUGGUGAGGGGGCAGAGACAGUUACAGUGGAUCAGUACGGGAAUCUUUACAAAUUAGCGGUGCCUUCUGCUGCAUUUUCCCCACCUGGACUCCACCCUGUGGUGAAUAUGGGUUCUAUUCAGCCAUCUUUUAAUGUAGCUUCUCCUUUAAUACAGCACCCAGGCAUUACUUACCCACCUAUUCAUUAUGCCCCAAUUUCCCACACUCCAGUACAGUUUCUUGGAUCACCCUAUGCAGUUCCAUAUGCCGUUUCUCCGAGCUUCCUUCAACGUGCUGUUAUAUCUCCCCCUGUUACAUUGGCUGCCUCUCAUGUACCUCACUAUGUGCCAUAUAACUCCAUCCUCACAGAGGGGGUUACACCACCUCCUCAAGCUCCAUCCCCACAUUCUUUCAACAAAACCACAGCACCGUCUCCCUCAGUGCUCAUGGGUGUUGUGCCUGUUGAUGUUGGAAAAGGUAGAGUCCCUGUAUUUUAUCAACAUUCUUCUCAAUUACCAGCUUAUCCUGUGCAUGAGAUGCUUCUGGCAUGUCCUUCAAACCAGUCCCCAAGUCCUGCCUCUGACCACAACAAAGAGAGAGAGGCAUUAAUCACUUCUACCAAUGGGUCCCAAAGAGCUGCAGACAAUGCCUCUGGAAGGAGAGGCAGCCAGGUUAUUCAUAACACAGAGGAACAGCUUGCAAGAAGAUCAGCCGACCAUUUGGUAAACUGUGAUGUCUACUCAGGACAUUCUACUCAAAGGACAGAAGUGGCUUUACUGACUCACAGGAGCACACCUGACACAGAUUUAGAAGUUCAGCGGGUUGUUGGUGGUUUUGCUUCACAAGACUUUGGUACUACACCUGUUCAGAGAAAGGAAAUGCAGAGUCCGUUAAAUCUGUCUCACAACACCAAUGAGCAAAGGGAGGUGCCAAGAGAUGCUCACACCCAUGGAAAUUUGGCCAGCCCAAUGCCAGAGAGGGAACAGCAUAGGGUAAUGUACUCAAAACAGCAUAUUCUCAAAUACACUGAGAAAUCUGUAGUGAUCGUAAAUGGGGAAGCCACUCCAACUACAGUCUGUUCUGCAUCAAGCCUACAUCCAGGAACUCUCCAGCAUGGAUCUAAAACUCAAGGAGCUAAAUCUCCUGAGUUACCCCUUAGUGACACUCAUUCAGACAGAAGGACCCCACAUACAAAUGUAGCCCCUUCACAGCCAACACAUUCCAAUGCUUUACCCUCACAUUUUAUGAAAGGAGCGAUUAUCCAGCUGGCCACAGGUGAAUUGAAGAGAGUGGAAGACCUACAGACCCAAGACUUUGUGCGUAGUGCAGAGGUCAGUGGUGGUCUUAAAAUUGACUCAAGCACAGUGGUGGACAUCCAGGAAAGUCAGUGGUCAGGAUUUGUGACUCUCCAUUUUGCAGUGGGAGAGCAGCAGAGCAAAGUGUGUCUUGAUGUACCUCCUGAACAUCCUUUCUUUGUGUAUGGACAAGGCUGGUCUUCCUGCAACCCCAGACAGACUGCUCACCUUUUUGCACUUCCCUGUCACCGGCUCCAGGUGGGAGAUGUUUGUAUAUCAAUAAGCUUGCAGAGUGUAAGUAAAAAUGGGGCAUCUUCCUCAAGUUGUACCCCUACAAGUCAGUCUAUAUCUCGCCCUAAUGAGAGAGCAAUGUUACAGUCUAGAGAUAGACCAUCCCUGACAGAAAGAGAGAGUGGAACACAGAGCCCACUUCAGACAGAGGGCUCGACACAGACUUCCCAUGUGCGGACUCUUCCUACAGCCCAAUCAAGCUGGUCAAGUCCAGGAGUCCAAAGAUACAGUGGGCAGAGUCCAGACCCCCGACCUUCGCCUUCUCGGCACUCUUUCAUCCCUCAAGAGGUGAAGCUAUCUAUUGAGGGGAGAUCAAAUGCUGGGAAAUAAACCCCAUCCCUCAGGAGGAAAUUAUUUUGCACAGUUAAGAGUACAGGUAUAAUUAGUAAGACCGUGGAGAGGUCCCUGCUGCUCAAGAGAGGAAUGAAGCGUGGGGCAACUAUCUAUGGCAAAAAAGCAGACUUAAACUCCCAGCGCCUUCAGUAAAAAAAAAAAAAAAAAAAUUUGCAAUAUGUUGUUUUUCCUCUAUUAAUCGUCUAAACGAACUUAACCCUCUUGUGGUGUGGUUUAUUUUUUUGUUCCCAUAAUAUGCCAAUCAGUAUAUUUGUCAUUGCUGGUGGGGGAUGAAGGCAUUGAAACAUGGCUUUUGCAUUUGAAGAUCAGUAGGCUUACAGGUGCGGAGAUGGUUUCACUGAAUCAGCUUAUGACCCUAGCAUAGUUUUAUUUUAUUUUAUCUGAAAGAGUAAUGUGUCCCUUCCUUUUUGCUUUUGUAAAGCUAAAGGUAACAGGCACACCAUAGCUGUCUCGAUACCGAACGCUGUGUUCCUUAUUGAAUAGUGCUGUCUCUGAUGCAGUGGUACACAUCUAAACCAUUCAGUGGGAACUACGCACCAUGUUAACAUUCCUGGUUGACUGCCCUGUUUUGGUGUAACAGGUUUCCUGAUAAUCCCCAAACACACCCACAGUGCAAUAAUACAGAUGUUCAUCUGUGCAUUCUAUCUCUUGUAGCAUGUUGCUCGCCUGCACCUUUUAUGAUGCUGACUAAAAGCUUUACCUGUAGAGACACGUUAUGUUGUAUAAUGUGUAUAUAUAUUGAUCUCAGAUCUCUAAUCAAUUUGGUGUGUAUUUUGUUUUUUUUUUGCCAUCUUUCUACACUGCCAAACCGGCUUUAGAAGGCACUUGCAUACAUUCUGAUUUGAUUAAACUACUUUCCUCUACCCAAUCCAGGACACUACAUUAAACGUCUGCUUUUACUGGUUUCCUGUUAAAACGUGAGCUGAAUGAGUAGGUGAUUAUAUUUGAAGCUCAUCCAUUUUUGCUAGAUUUGCCUAUGGAUUUUUUUUUCCUCCAAAGCUAACUGACCAUUGACAUGGAGAUCCAGGAACUGACGGAGGUUUUAGAUAGAAUUUGGUGUGUGCAACGCUUCCGCCGCGAAGUGUCCUGUAUUUUAAACAAGCACAGGGAAUAAGAUGAGCAGUAAAGAUGUACUGCCAAAAACCAGUGUUAAAGGUAUAGUGUCCAAGGAGAAGGUACAUAUUCCACAGGGAUAGUGCAUUCAGUUUCUCAGAGGCGGGUGGAGCCCAUCACAUUUAAUAUCCAAUGUACAAGUUUUACAUAUUAACUGAUAAUCUAUUAUGCAUCUUAAAGCAGCCUUAGAAUUAGGCAGGUGCUUUUAUUCAAAUAUGCUACCUGAUCUUUAACAGAGCAUUAAUCUAUAUUUUGUUGUGCUUUUUUUGUAACUGUUUUAAAUAAAUCAAUUUGUACUGUAUACCUGCUCAGUCUUUUUGCAUCCACCCAAACAUGUUUUAUAGUUAUACCAAAAUCAUACUAAGUCUGUUUUAAAACAAUGUCCCAAAAGGCCUAUAAAAAAAGUUAAAAAUGUUUUUGUGUGUGUGCCAAGUAAAUGAACAUCAGCAGUCACUGAUUCAUAAUUGGCAAGACAUUAAGCACCAUAACCACUACAGUGAGCUGUUAGUGUUACUCAAAGCACCAUGACUACUUCAUGAGUAUGUAUUUACAGUGUUUGCUGCCAGAGCGUUUGGGAUGGAUAAUUUGAAUUCUGUGCAUAUUGGUGUUAACAUGCAUGCCUGCUAGUCCAAUGUUCCACCGUGCCAUCCUCUCUGCCCAACUUCCCGGAUACAGGGAGAACUUGGCCAUAGAUCAGAGGUAGGUUAUAGCUAUAUUAUUAUUAUUUGAGUAACCCUUACAGCUUACUGUAGUGCAACUGGGGAAAGUCACGUACAACUUUUUUACUUUUACAUGGGGAGAGGAUAAUCUAAAUAGGUAGAGUAAAAGGACACUCUACUGCUCAAAUACAAAAUAAAAAUCACUUGAGUAGAUAUGCCCCAAAUAAAAACUUGCAUGCAUCUAAUUACGCAUUUUUUUUCAUUGGGGGUAUGUCUAAAAGUAGCUGCAAAACUUGCAGCCUCUUUGCCUUCUGUAACCAUAAACCAACAUUAUACUGUUACAGCCUUG